Molecule: messenger RNA, 2085 nt
Organism: Fusarium mangiferae
Lineage: Eukaryota; Fungi; Ascomycota; Sordariomycetes; Hypocreales; Nectriaceae
Exons: 4
Coding region: 1-2085 (694 amino acids)
Source: RefSeq, a predicted model, not a curated record
AUGUCCUCGCCCGGUGAUGAAAACGGAGUGGAAUCCGUCUUGCCAAGCGAGCCGACCGAAUUCGAGACUGAUUCCGACCGCGAAUCUGAUCCUGAUCUUGAUUCUGACGCCGAUUCGAACUUUGGACUCGCUGGCCGUAACGAGUGGGCCCAUUCAUACACGAUGUGCCGCCCAACCUGCGGUCUGUGUCGGUUCGAAUUUGUUGAGGGGGAAGAGUUUGUUGUUUAUAAACCGACUAGUCAACUCUAUCCUCGUAUCUGGUACGGGAAAUACGACCCCUUCUCUCCGAGCCAGCUUGCGAUAGAGUAUGGAUAUCAUCCAGACUGCGUUACACUUAUCCAGCCCAGAAAAUUGACUAAUCACUGGCAUUACCAUCUUUUCCAUGUCACCGCCGGCAAUCGUGAUUCUUUGAGCCUCCUUCGUCUUGGGCUAAGCGUCGAACGCAAUGGAUCAAACAAACAAUCGCCACAGACCUCAGACAAGCUCUCGGUGGUCGUCUCCCGCAAGAGAUAUACCAACACAUCGCGAGCUUCUGUCUUCGCGAACGCGCAUGCCAACUUCUCAAAGAUCUUUGGUUGGGUCACAGCCGCCCUAAUACUCUUAUCCAAACUUCAUACAUUGGAAGGUAUACUUCUGUUUGGGCGCAAUACCUUGGUUUUCAAAGCUAGGUUCAAGAAGAGGAGCGAUACUAACAGGCCCGAGAAAUUUCUGCAUAUCUAUUACAGUCAAGAUCAUGUAGGAAUACGCGGCAUCAGUAUCACAGAGGAUGAGGAGAUACCCCCUCUGAGGAUGGAAUUGGGGCUCUCCUGGGCUGUGCAUCGUCAUCAAAAGACCCCGUUUCGUUUCACACUGCGAGAUGAUCACAUUAAGCUACGCAAAUUGUCAAUCCAUCAUACUAUCAAACCCGACUUCACGUACCAGACAAGAAAUUGGGGAGUUCUUCCAGAGAACUUUGGCUCAUUCCCCCGAAUUCCUCUGGCAACGAAAUCUCCCUCCAUUGAUCGCCUGUACUUCGAGUCUGUUCGUGCUGUAGACUGGAACUCUCCCGGUUUAUGCGGUUACUCCUUCUACGUGGACCGACACCUGAUACGCGGCAUCAUUUCGCACAAACUUGGAGAAAAAGAGCCACAGAAACGGGAUGAGUACGGCAUAACCGACGAUUUAUGGUUUCACAUGCCAAUUGACCCCGAUGAACGAGUCUCUGAGCUCUGGCUUCGCAGAGGACAAUGUGAGGCUUUUAGUUUAGAAAUUUCAGCAGAAUUCGAGACACUCAUUGUUCGAACAACAAAGGGGCGCAGCUUUACUACUGGUGUAGACUCCGCUUGCCGCUUUCCCCCAGACGAAGGUCGCAAAUUCUGGUACAAGGCGAUUGCAAUCUUCCCGCCAGAAGGACCUUCUCGCAUGUUCUAUUGCAGAGCCAAGCAUUUGUGGACCUACUUUGCUUUCGAGCACACACCUCAGCUCAGUAACAAGGGUAAUCCUCAAGGAGUGGCUUCGUGGGGUAACUUUGAGAUAGAACACUCACUCCCCCCUUCUUUCAACCCGUUUGCUAGCUAUUUCAGCUUUGCCGUCUCAUCAGCAAGUCUGAACGAUGUCAGAACGAUCACCCCUUGCCGGGCGUGGUCGGAACUAUUCCGUAACGACGUCGUCGGGCUCUUGUUUACAUACGGCGAUGGCCGCCGGAGAUGCGUUGGGCUAGUGCGUCUCGAUUUUCUUGAUCCUCCCUUGGCGGUUCACUCGGACAGCUUCUGGCUUGGCUGUACGUACAAGGAUACACCAGUUGACGAGUGCACACCAUGGCAUAAUAGUGUCACCAAGCUUUGUCUGUCUGAGCCAGUGCAAAACAAGGAUAUAGAGUACGUCAAAGUCCCGCUUAAGGGAAGACUCGAGUGGGCAGUUACACCUGACGGUAGUGCUGUUCGACAUGUUGAGAAAGGGGAGCCGUCGGAUGAAGUCGGCCAAGUCAUGGCUGGUCGGAAGGAAGUUUUGGACUAUGCAAGCCCAGGGAUCAAAACCUUCGCUGUGCCGAUUCGUGUCAUGGAAACAAACCAUUUCUUGAUUGAUCUUAGGGACGAUGUGGAUUGA